AUGGUGCUGCUUUUCGAUGACGUGCCCAUGAAAGAGUAUUUGACGAAACUCUUCGACUUCUAUGUCGAUUUCCAAGCGGACAAUCCGAAAUACAGAUGCCUUCUUGGAAAGUGUCACGUUGUGGUGAGUUGUUAAAUAUUCACAGAAGUGCACCUGAAAAGAGUUCAGAAUGUGGCAAAAGUGUUCGUUCUUCUGGAAGUGUUGCUAGUCAUUCCGCUCUACGUCCUCUUCCUCUUCCCCUGGUGGCUCUCCUGGAUCGCAUUCCACCUCGUUCUCAUCCUCGUCACCAUUUAUGCGCUUCGUAAGAAGAAGCACCGUUUCAUGUGGCCAAUGACCCUCUUCACCGUAAUCCUUUCAUCCUUACCUUUCCACCCCAACCCUUUCUUCUCUUCAGCUCUCUCAAUUUCUCUUCUGGGGAUUCGUCUCUCUGCUGCAGCUAUUCAUCGCCAUCUUCGACACGGAGACCUUCCUUCGCUUCUAUUCUCAGAGCCAUCACGAGGAAUUUUUCGAGAAGAUCUUGGCAGUCGCCCUCAUUAAAUCGGUGAUCCUUCUGAUUGCAGCCGUCCUUUUCUGGAGACUUUCAGUCUUUUACGCAGCCACAAAAUACUUUUCCGAUCGUUUGGAAGGACAAGUAAGUGUGAAUUGGAAAGGAGUUCCGAAUAAAAAGAGUGUUCAGGUGUCUGCCACCGAACAGAGCAAAGGACUCGAAGGCGUUGCGCAGAAAUUAUUGCAGCCUGUUUAA
Caenorhabditis sp. 36 PRJEB53466 is the source of this 742-nucleotide messenger RNA. The record is from the annotation of a GenBank genome assembly. Lineage: Eukaryota; Metazoa; Nematoda; Chromadorea; Rhabditida; Rhabditidae.